Fusarium poae is the source of this 447-nucleotide messenger RNA. RefSeq lists its product as uncharacterized. NCBI's taxonomy places the organism in Eukaryota, Fungi, Ascomycota, Sordariomycetes, Hypocreales, Nectriaceae. The transcript is spliced from 2 exons. The record is from RefSeq and is a predicted model, not a curated record. Bases 1 to 447 code for a protein of 148 amino acids.
AUGGAGUUCUUGCCAAUGGGCAGGGCGGAAGCCGAGAACUGCGUGCGAGACAUCAAGCAUUUCACACCAGACAAAAUCGUAUUCGACGUCGCUAUUGUCCGUAUUAACAACCACGGCAAAAAGAGUUUCCUUGCCCACCAGAAACGCAAUUCUUCUCUCUAUGAGGUACUACUACAAGACCAGGUCUACGACUGGGACGAGUCAAUACAACAUGCAGUCACACGAAAAGUCAAGGAACACACGAGCCUCAACGUAACGAAGAUCGUGGGCUCUGUCUAUAUGCUUCCGUGGUGGACGGUAAAAGAGAGACCCAAUGAUGGACGAUAUCUGGAAUUUAGAGGGCGAGUCUGGGCAUUUUAUGGGCUACCGAAUCAUUAUCUGGGGGGUAUAAGAAGCGACGACUCGGCUCUAGACAAAGAAGUCGAGGAAGAAGAGUUCUACAGAUGA